Molecule: messenger RNA, 201 nt
Organism: Histoplasma mississippiense
Lineage: Eukaryota; Fungi; Ascomycota; Eurotiomycetes; Onygenales; Ajellomycetaceae
Exons: 1
Coding region: 1-201 (66 amino acids)
Source: RefSeq, a predicted model, not a curated record
AUGAAACAAGUUAACGAUAAGGAGGUCAACAGCCAGGUGGCAUACUAUCACCCCUACAAGCCAUUCUCAGAUUGGCCAAAUGUCAAUGACGACAAGUUCGAGGAUGUUAUCCAUUGGAUGACAAACUUGGAUUCUCAAAAACAGGCAACAGCGCGCGAAGUGUUGGAGCACCCAUGGUUUGCUGGUUGUGAGCUUUAUUAA